GGGAGGUUCGCUCCGCGGAGCCGCAGCCAGGACCGGGACCAGGAAUCGCUUUCAGCCCUAUUUGGUGCAUCUUUGGCAGAAAGUGAGGAGGAAAACAUUCCCAUCGUUCUUUGGCAUGGACACAGGUUCAGUGGGAGGAUUAGAAUUGACUGACCAGAAUCCUGCUUUAUUAGGGAACACAGCCAUGGCAACUAGUCUCACGAAUGUAGGAAAUUCAUUCAGUAGUCCAUCUAAUCCUUUAGUUUCUAGAUCUAAUAAAUUUCAAAACUCAACAGUGGAAGAUGAUGAUGAUGUUGUUUUUAUUGAACCUGCACAACCUCCUCCAUCUUCUGCACCAGUGGUAGCUGAUCAAAGAACUAUAACAUUUACAUCGUCAAAAAAUGAAGAACUACAAGGAAAUGAUUCUAAAACUCUUCCUUCCUCCAAAGAAUUGGCUUCUCAAAAAGGAAGUGUGAGUGAGACAAUUAUCAUUGAUGAUGAAGAGGACAUGGAAACAAAUCAAGGACAAGAGAAAAACUCCUCUAAUUUUGUUGAAAGGAGACCUCCUGAGGUUAAAAACAGAACCAGUGAUGUGGAUUUCUCCACUUCAAGUUUUUCAAGAAGUAAGGUAAAUGCAGGAAUGGGUAAUAGUGGUAUCACCACAGAACCAGACUCUGAAAUUCAGAUUGCUAAUGUUACAACAUUAGAAACAGGUGUAAGCUCUGUGAAUGAUGGCCAAUUAGAAAGUACUGACGGACGUGAUAUGAACUUAAUGAUUACACAUGUAACAUCACUGCAGAAUACCAACUUGGGAGAUGUCUCUAACGGACUGCAGACAAGUAAUUUUGGUGUUAAUAUACAAACAUACACCCCAUCUUUAACUUCACAGACCAAGACUGGAGUAGGACCUUUUAAUCCUGGUAGAAUGAAUGUGGCAGGAGAUGUAUUUCAGAAUGGAGAAUCUGCAAGUCAUCAUAAUCCUGAUUCUUGGAUUUCCCAGUCAGCUUCAUUUCCCCGUAAUCAGAAACAACCAGGGGUGGAUUCUUUAUCACCAGUGGCCUCACUUCCUAAACAGAUUUUCCAGCCUUCUGCCCAACAGCAACCCACUAAACCAGUUAAAGUCACUUGUGCAAACUGCAAAAAACCUUUGCAGAAGGGACAGACAGCUUAUCAACGAAAAGGAUCAGCUCACCUCUUUUGUUCUACCACCUGCCUUUCUUCCUUUUCUCACAAGCCUGCUCCAAAGAAACUCUGUGUUAUGUGUAAAAAAGAUAUAACUACAAUGAAAGGAACCAUUGUUGCUCAAGUGGAUUCAAGUGAGUCCUUCCAGGAAUUCUGUAGUACAUCUUGUUUGUCACUCUAUGAAGACAAACAGAAUCCUACUAAAGGAGUUCUAAAUAAAUCAAGAUGUACAAUCUGUGGUAAACUGACAGAGAUUCGCCAUGAAGUUAGCUUUAAAAAUAUGACACAUAAGCUCUGCAGUGACCACUGCUUUAAUAGAUACAGAAUGGCAAAUGGUUUAAUAAUGAAUUGCUGUGAACAGUGUGGAGAGUACUUGCCCAGCAAAGGUGCUGGAAAUAAUGUUUUGGUGAUUGAUGGUCAGCAGAAAAGAUUUUGCUGCCAAAGUUGUGUCAGUGAAUACAAACAGAAAUAUGGAAAACUGACAACUUGUACUGGUUGCCGAACACAGUGCAGGUUUUUUGAUAUGACUCAGUGCAUAGGUCCUAAUGGAUAUAUGGAGCCAUAUUGUUCAACUGCUUGCAUGAACAGUCACAAGACAAAAUAUGCAAAACCACAAAGUUUGGGAAUUAUUUGCCAUUUUUGUAAGCGAAACUCUUUACCUCAAUACCAAGCCACAAUGCCUGAUGGAAAACUGUAUAACUUUUGCAAUUCCAGUUGUGUGGCUAAAUUUCAGGCUCUAAGUAUGCAGUCAUCUCCAAAUGGUCAGUUUGUGGCUCCAAGUGAUAUUCAGUUGAAAUGCAAUUACUGCAAAAAUUCCUUUUGUUCAAAGCCAGAAAUCCUGGAGUGGGAGAACAAAGUGCAUCAGUUCUGCAGCAAAACUUGUUCAGAUGACUAUAAGAAGUUGCAUUGCAUAGUUACAUAUUGCGAAUACUGUCAAGAGGAGAAGACUCUUCAUGAAACAGUAAAUUUCUCUGGCGUUAAGAGACCUUUCUGUAGUGAAGGUUGCAAACUAUUAUAUAAACAGGAUUUUGCAAGACGUUUAGGAUUGAGAUGUGUUACUUGCAACUAUUGCUCUCAGCUCUGCAAGAAGGGAGCGACUAAAGAACUUGAUGGUGUUGUGAGAGAUUUUUGCAGUGAAGAAUGCUGCAAAAAAUUUCAGGAUUGGUACUAUAAGGCUGCAAGGUGUGACUGUUGUAAAUCUCAAGGAACUCUUAAAGAGCGAGUGCAGUGGCGUGGAGAAAUGAAACAUUUCUGUGAUCAACAUUGCUUGCUACGUUUCUACUGUCAGCAAAAUGAGCCCAACAUGACAACUCAGAAAGGACCUGAAAACCUGCAUUAUGAUCAGGGUUGUCAAACAUCCCGAGCCAAAAUGACAGGUUCAGCACCACCUCCUUCUCCAACACCUAACAAAGAGAUGAAGAACAAAGCAGUUCUUUGCAAACCUCUAACAAUGACAAAAGCUACUUAUUGUAAACCUCACAUGCAGACCAAAUCUUGUCAGACAGAUGACAGUUGGAAGACAGAAUAUGUUCCAGUGCCUAUUCCAGUGCCUGUGUAUAUUCCAGUACCAAUGCAUAUGUACAGUCAGAAUAUUCCCGUUCCUACUACAGUUCCUGUUCCUGUGCCAGUUCCUGUUUUUCUGCCAGCCCCAUUGGAUAGCAGUGAGAAGAUCCCUGCAGCAAUUGAGGAGCUAAAAAGCAAAGUUUCCUCAGAUCCUCUUGAUGCAGAACUUCUCACAAUGACAGAUAUGAUGGCUGACGAUGAGGGAAAAACAGAAGCUGCCAACAUAAACAGUGUAAUCAUUGAAACAGAUAUAAUUGGUUCAGAUCUUUUGAAGAAUUCUGACCCAGGGAUGCAAUCCAACAUGCCUGACAUACCAUAUGAACCAGAUUUGGAUAUUGAAAUAGAUUUUCCCAGAGCUGCUGAGGAGCUUGAUAUGGAAAAUGAAUUUUUAUUACCACCUGUUUUUGGAGAAGAAUAUGAGGAACAGCCUAGACCUCGAUCUAAAAAAAAGGGAGCAAAGAGAAAAGCUGCAUCAGGAUACCAGUCUCAUGAUGAUAGUUCUGAUAAUUCAGAAUGCAGUUUUCCUUUCAAAUAUGCGUAUGGUGUAAAUGCAUGGAAACAUUGGGUCAAAACUAGGCAACUUGAUGAAGAUCUUCUGGUAUUAGAUGAACUAAAAUCUCCUAAAUCAGUAAAGUUGAAAGAGGAUCUACUCUCUCAUACCACGGCUGAGCUUAACUAUGGGUUAGCCCAUUUUGUCAAUGAGAUCCGACGACCUAAUGGAGAGAAUUAUGCACCUGACAGCAUCUAUUAUCUUUGUCUUGGAAUACAGGAGUAUUUGUGUGGUAGUAAUCGAAAAGAAAACAUAUUUAUUGAUCCAGGAUAUCAGACAUUUGAGCAAGAAUUGAAUAAAAUACUCCGAAGUUGGCAGCCAAGCAUACUUCCAGAUGGGUCAAUAUUCUCUCGAGUUGAAGAAGAUUAUCUCUGGAGGAUAAAACAGCUAGGAUCACACUCUCCAGUAGCUCUUCUGCACACUCUGUUCUACUUUAACACUAAGUAUUUUGGCCUGAAAACAGUGGAACAACACUUAAGACUUUCCUUUGGCACUGUGUUUAGGCAUUGGAAAAAAAAUCCUUUAACGAUGGAAAACAAAGCAUGUCUUAGAUACCAAGUGUCUUCCUUAUGUGGAACAGAUAAUGAAGAUAAAAUUACUACUGGAAAAAGAAAACAUGAAGAUGAUGAGCCAGUAUUUGAACAAAUUGAAAACACAGCUAAUCCUUCUAGAUGUCCCGUGAAAAUGUUUGAAUGCUACUUGUCUAAAAGUCCACAGAACCUUAGUCAGAGAAUGGAUGUUUUUUAUUUGCAACCAGAGUGCUCUAGUUCUACAGAUAGCCCUGUCUGGUACACAUCUACUUCACUGGACCGAAACACCUUGGAAAAUAUGCUUGUACGGGUUCUUUUAGUAAAAGAUAUUUAUGAUAAAGACAAUUAUGAACUGGAUGAAGACACAGACUAA
Molecule: messenger RNA, 4177 nt
Organism: Choloepus didactylus (southern two-toed sloth)
Lineage: Eukaryota; Metazoa; Chordata; Mammalia; Pilosa; Megalonychidae
Gene: ZMYM2
Product: zinc finger MYM-type containing 2
Exons: 24
Coding region: 116-4177 (1353 amino acids)
Molecular function (GO): zinc ion binding
Source: RefSeq, a predicted model, not a curated record